CUGGACUGUUGACGAUGACUUCACUGACCAUCAUCUGGUAGACCGUAGGACUCCUUACAUUCCAGCCCCGGCGUGCUCAUUCCAACAGACUCUGACACAGCUCCCUGCAUCCCUGUUUCACAUCCUAAUGCUGGGAUAACAUCGACAUUGCUGACUUUUCUCGUUUCUUCUUCUUCUUCGCCAACUCACCAAUCCAACUUCAUUCAUUCCUUCACUAUACUUAUCUCUAGUUACAACUUUACAACCACAGUCCUUACCUCUCCCAAAAUGCACAUCCCCAUCACCAUCCCCCUCAUCCUAUCCCUAACCCAAUUAACAUCCGCAAUCCCCUACACCACCACCAGCACAAGUAGCACCGCAACUUCAUCCCUCCCCCCCAAGGAAGCCAUAUCAUCCAGCAUCGCGCACGAAACCCCCUCCGCAUUCGGCGCCGCCGGUAUAAAGAACAACACAGCCGCGUGCCCGCCCUCGCACGCAUCCAAGCAAUGCUGCACCAACCUCGGCGACCAGGUCGAGGACAUCCUCGGCCAGCUCGGCGAGGUUGUGCCCAUAGUUGGUGAGGUUACGGCGAGUUCGAGGACGGGGUUGAGUUGCAACGCCGUGGUCGAAAACUCCGAAUGCGGACUCAGUCUGAUGUGCUGCUCUGGUAAACCCGGACGGCCGAAGGAGGAUGAUGAGACGCCGAGUGAGGGUCAACAAGAGGUAUGGCCUAUCUAUCUAUCUAUGGAUAUAUACUGAUUCGAUUGUUUGUUUCUAGCCCGGAACCCAGUCUAUCUUCCAGAGCGGGUGUAUGCCGUUCAACGAGGCGAUUGAGCUGGGGAAGAAGGAGGCUGCUGCUGCGGCGUCGAGUUCGGUGUUGGCUCGUGCGAGUCACAGUGCCAGUGCCAGUGCCAGUGCGACUCCAAGCUCUUCGAGGUUGUUUUAGUUUGUCAAGUGUCAGUGGGUUGGAUACUCUAUUCUAUUCUGGGGUUUAUAAUUUCCAACUCUAACCUGGUGUAUUGUUGAUGUCUACAUGUUCAGUUGAUGUGGUUGUAUUUAUUGAUUGCCAUUAAUGGUUCUGUUUCAUAC
Molecule: messenger RNA, 1068 nt
Organism: Aspergillus versicolor CBS 583.65
Lineage: Eukaryota; Fungi; Ascomycota; Eurotiomycetes; Eurotiales; Aspergillaceae
Exons: 2
Coding region: 268-738 (156 amino acids)
Source: RefSeq, a predicted model, not a curated record